Molecule: messenger RNA, 540 nt
Organism: Fraxinus pennsylvanica
Lineage: Eukaryota; Viridiplantae; Streptophyta; Magnoliopsida; Lamiales; Oleaceae
Source: the annotation of a GenBank genome assembly
AUGGCUGCAGAAAAUAUUGAUUUGGGGAUAAUUCCAGAAACAAAUGAAUUCGACAGAGAGUAUGCUGGCAAGGGCUCUUUCAGAAAUUCAGGUUCCUUAAAUAAUGGUUGCAGUACCAAUUCUGAUCGCCGUAGAACAUCCAUGGGCUUGUAUCGUGCUGGAGACUAUUCAACAAGGAACUCUUCUGGAAACCUGGAUUCUUCAAAUAAUAGCCAACAUGGAUUUCCUCAUUAUCUGAGAGCUUCAACUGGUUCUUGCCAUGAUUUCUGCAAUUAUGGUAGAAAACAUGCAUUUGAAGAGAAGGCGAGGCACCCUUUUCUGAAGAGAAUGACAAAAGCUGAGUCAAUCAAACAGAAUCCUGUGAAGACGACAGUUCCAGCUGAGAUAAAUAAGGUUCUUGCUCUCGUUGUUGCAUCUCAUGGCUUUGGGGUUGAUUGGAGGGUAUGGGUAAUGAAGGAAUUCGAGCUGGCUGAAACAUGUCAAAUGAUGUUCAUUGUGCGAACUUCGAAACGACAUUUAGAGGUUAUGUUUGCAAAGUAG